AUUGCAUCCCAUCAGCUGUUUUCCGCUGGGCGCGCAAACCAAGCGGCGUGCAUAAAUUGUUGUUUUUGUUUAUUGUAACUGAUUUAUGUAGUUAAUUAUUUUUGUUGCGAAAAUGUUGAACCUAAACUGCGUAAUAUGCGCCGAAUUGUUUUCGCAGGCCGACGAGGUGUUUGUCACCGUCUGCGGCCAUAUGUUCCACCACAGUUGUCUGAACCAAUGGCUCGAUCGCUCCAAAACAUGUCCCCAGUGCCGGAACAAGUGCUCUACCAGAAACAUAUUCAGGGUCUACUUCAACCUGGCCAAUUUGGAUGUGAGCCGAAUCGACGUCGGCUCCCUGCAGGAGCAGCUAGACAACGCCAAGCUGUCCAUGAAGAUGGUAGAGAAGGAGCGCCACAAGGACGAACAGCAGAUCCGUGACUUGAAAGACACGCAGAAAAAGUGCCUUAAAACCAUUGCAGGUCUUGAGCAGAAGGUGCAGAAGAAGGAGUUCCUUAUCAGCAGCUAUGCGGAGCAGAUCAGCAUCCUCAAGAGCGACGCCCAGGUGGUGGACGGUCUGCGCAAGGAAAACAAGUCCCUGAAGGCUCAAAUCCAUGCAAUGGAGGGGGUUUCGGCUAUUCUGGCAGCUGGCUCGGCGGAUGCCGACCGCUUGCUCAAGAACGAGUCCAACCCGCAUGUACUGGCCAACUGGGUCUCCACACUGAAGCGCGAACUGCGCCAGUGCGAGAGCAAAAAGUCUGAGCUUAGGAAUGUUGUCAAAGUUGUCCAGAAUGAUCUGCGCAAGGAGAUCGACCUCAAGAGAUGUCUUGAGGAGCGAGUCUCCCAACUGGAGAGUGAUCUUUACCGGGCCCAAGAGAAGCUUCAACUGCGGGAAAGCAACAUUAUUAGCUUGGAUUCUACCAUUAGCUCUCCCGGUCUAAAUUCCAACCUAAUGGCACUCAAAGUGGACGAGAGGCGGUCCACCAUCUCACCCACAAUCAAGGAGAAUAUCAAACGCAUUGAGGAGUCCACCUCGCCGUAUCUCAACAUAAAGUCCAGCAGCGUGGGCUUGCCCCAUCUGCUCAGUGCCAGAGCCAAGGCCAAAUUGUCGCCCAUCAAGCGAGCGGACGGCCUUAGUAUGAUGAGCGGAACUGUCCGAAAGACCACCAGUGAUCUCAGCGAAAAGUACUCAAUUUUCAAGAAGCCGCGCCUGAUGCUGGGCAGCUCGAGCGGCAAUGGACUGGCGGCCACCACCGGAUCUAACUUUGUCUUUAAUGGCAUGGGCGGCUCCGAGAAGGUAGAUCCAUUUGCGCAGCGCGCCGAGGAAGAGGGCUUGGCAGGCGUCCGGCCACCAGCAGUCAGAAGUGUCACCCAACGCCUCAAGGCUGGCACGCUGCGGAACUUUAACCAGGGUAAAUAAGUUCACACCGCCUUGCGAUGAUCAUUAAGAGACUGCCUCAUUUGGGGAUUAGGGUGCGGUUGCUAUUAAGGAUCGCCAAUCAAAUUCGUUAGCCAUUGCAUGGAUUUAGUAUUAAUAAGUUAGUAGAUUUAUAAAAAUAAAAAAUACAAGUUCAAGCCA
This is a messenger RNA of Drosophila kikkawai, 1555 nucleotides long. RefSeq names its product no poles (gene nopo). Gene Ontology annotation, molecular function: zinc ion binding; ubiquitin protein ligase activity. Gene Ontology annotation, cellular component: nucleus; site of DNA damage. The record is from RefSeq and is a predicted model, not a curated record. Gene Ontology annotation, biological process: replication fork processing; protein ubiquitination. NCBI's taxonomy places the organism in Eukaryota, Metazoa, Arthropoda, Insecta, Diptera, Drosophilidae.